AUGAGCGGCGGUCAAGACGCGGAGCGUAACAAACGCAAACUCGAUGCCGUCGACGCACCGGGUGGCUCGGGCAGGGGCAGGGACGGCGGCAGCAGCGGCGGUGGCGGUUCUGCGGCGGGAAUGACAUUGGAGGCCGCGAAAGCGCUGCUCGAACAGCGGGGUAUCAAGGUUCCGAAGGCGAAGAAAGCGAAGAAGGAGAAGAAGGAGAAGAAGGAGAAGAAGAAGAAGGAUCGGAAGGAGAAGAAGAAGCACAAGUCUAAGAGAGACGGAGACAGUUCGAGCUCGUCGUCCAGCGAUGACGAUGACGCGAAAAACGGCGGCGGCGGCGGCGGACCGUCGGCGUCGCGGAAGUGGAAGAGCGGCGGCGGCGUGAAAGAUAAGGACAAGGUAAAGAAUAUCAAAGACGACGCGUCCUCGUGGGGACCGCCUCCCGGGCCGGACGUCCAGAUCGAGAACAUAUCCGAGGACGACUACUACCUCAAGAACCACGAAUUCGCGGCUUGGUUGAAGCACACGCGGAAGGUGUACUUCACGGACUUGCUCGCCCAAGACGCGCGAGAGGCGUUCAAGGGGUUCAUUACGGAGUGGAACGCGCGUAGACUUCCCGCGAAGCUGUACGAGGGCAUCAGCGUGGCGGGUAGGAGAUGA
Micromonas pusilla CCMP1545 is the source of this 648-nucleotide messenger RNA. RefSeq lists its product as uncharacterized. The record is from RefSeq and is a predicted model, not a curated record. The transcript has a single exon. The coding region runs from base 1 to 648 and encodes 215 amino acids. NCBI's taxonomy places the organism in Eukaryota, Viridiplantae, Chlorophyta, Mamiellophyceae, Mamiellales, Mamiellaceae.